AGCCUUCCUUCAGUAUAAGAAAAUGGAGCUCUUCCUCCAUGGCCAAAGUGUUGGCCAGAAGGUCUUCAAGACAGCAAGGUUUGUAAAGCCUUUCCAGGAGGCACAGCAAGUGUGUGCACAGGCCGGGGGGCAGCUGCCCUCCCCACGAAAUGCAGCUGAGAACGAGGCCUUGAAACAGCUGGUUGAGAUUGAGAACAAGGGUGCUGCAUUCCUGAGCAUGACUGACUCCCAGACGGAGGGCAAGUUCAUCUAUCCAGGAGGGGAGUCCCUGGUCUAUUCAAACUGGGCCUCUGGUGAGCCCAACAACUAUCGCGACAUGGAGGACUGUGCGGAGAUGUACACCAAUGGCCAGUGGAACGACGGGCCCUGUGGGGAGAAGCGCCUUGUGGUCUGCGAGUUCUGUGCCCUUGGGGUGGGUGAGGCAGCCUUGGUCCAGGAGCCUGGCCCAGACCUGUGUGCUGCCAACAUGACAACGAAGAGCUGACAUCACUGUGGCUGGGCUUCUGCACAGAGCUGUGGGAUGAGGCCAGCCAAGGGCUCCCAUGGAACUCCUCUCUCAGAAUAAAAUACGAA
This is a messenger RNA of Myotis lucifugus (little brown bat), 573 nucleotides long. Its product is annotated as pulmonary surfactant-associated protein D-like. NCBI's taxonomy places the organism in Eukaryota, Metazoa, Chordata, Mammalia, Chiroptera, Vespertilionidae. The transcript has 2 exons. Bases 23 to 484 code for a protein of 153 amino acids. The record is from RefSeq and is a predicted model, not a curated record.